GCGGCUUAGUGGCACGUUCGUAUUGGCAGGAAACCACGAAACUUUAGUACGCCUAAAGAGCGGCUGCUCCUUGGAGCAACUACCACGCAGAGUUAUUCUUCAGUCCUUGGCUUAAGGAUGGUAAAGUAGGCUUGGGAUCUUGGUAAUCAUCAUGACGAAUGAAGAUCGCGCCAGCGCUUUUGUUCACGUUUAUCUGAACAAUUCUAUUGUGACCAACACCAAAAAUGACACCGACGUGGUGUCGCGACCCGAAACAUGGGACGACGUCUUGAUUUUAGUUCUCAAAUCAUCGGUGAUGAUCGUCAUCAUGUUUGCUGCGGUGUUCGGCAACACCCUGGUGAUCGUCAGCGUGUUCCGCCACCGGAAACUGCGGAUAACCACCAACUAUUUCAUUGUGUCCCUUGCCUUUGCCGACACCCUGGUGGCGCUUUUGGCCAUGACUUUCAACGCCAGUGUCAAGAUUACCGGCAGGUGGGUAUUCAACCCCAUCACCUGCGAUUUCUGGAACUCCUGCGACGUAUUAUUCUCCACGGCUUCCAUUAUGCACUUGUGUUGCAUCAGCGUUGACCGCUAUUACGCGAUCAUCAAACCUUUGGAAUACCCCAACAAACUGACUGGCCGAGCCGUGGCUAUCAUGCUCUUAUGCGUUUGGGUCUCUUCUGCCUUGAUAUCCUUCAUCCCCAUCUUUCUAGGAUGGUACACGACAGUGGAUCAUCUGAAAUUUAAAGAAAACCAUCCUGACGACUGCUCUUUCGUGGUGAACAAGCCGUACGCCAUCAUCUCGUCCAGUGUAUCGUUCUGGAUUCCUUGCUUCAUCAUGGUUUUCACCUACUGGAAGAUCUUCCUGGAAGCCUCAAAACAGGAAAAAAUGUUGCUGAAGACACAGCCUGGGAUGUACCCUCGACCCAGUACCGAUCACACUGCAACUGGGGAAAUAAACUCCACGCCCCAUCAGAGAAAUUCUCAUUGUGAUGACCCCGAGAGUGGUCAUUCUACUCCCACUAAACGUCACCUGAUUAAGUUAAAACGGGAGCAUAAGGCAGCCAAGACUUUAGGUAUCAUCAUGGGUGCUUUCAUCAUGUGUUGGUUGCCUUUCUUCUUGUGGUAUGUAUCAACAGCAAUGUGUGGAAAAGCUUGUUUCUGCCCCGACAUUGUCGUGGAUACACUCUUCUGGAUUGGUUACUUUAAUUCCUCACUUAACCCCAUUAUCUAUGCCUACUUCAACAGAGACUUCAGAGAGGCCUUUAAGGAAACCCUACUUUCGCUGUUUUGUGCGUGCUGUCCGAUCUCAGUGAACGCCAGUCGUCGAAGAGAAAGCAACGUCGCCCCCAGUAAUAAUUCUUUUCGGUCAACACAGGACAUCGGGUUGGUGGAAAACAAAUAUCUUCGUAAGUGAAACAGGGUUUUUCAAAAAAAAAGAGGGUGUAUUUCAACCAUUUGAUGUCCGCCAUAUUCUUUGCCGACGACGCGUUUUGCUCAAUACCAGAGCUCACCAGACCCGCUAGAACAGACAACACGCUAUUUAUAUAAGCGAUUUUUUAGAAUAAAAAAUGUUAUGGUAUGAAUGCCUUUUGCUGACGAAUCUUGAUUAUAAUCAGUCAUAAGAUAAGCCUAAUACCUUUGUCUUGAAACAACUAUAUCUGAUUAUGGUUACGUUCCUCAGUUUCUCUACUAUAGCCAUUCUUAAUAGCUAAUUGAUCUUAAGUAAUUUGUUUGGAUAAUUUCAGUAAGCACUAAAUAAAUGUAGC
Limulus polyphemus (Atlantic horseshoe crab) is the source of this 1748-nucleotide messenger RNA. RefSeq names its product octopamine receptor beta-2R-like. The record is from RefSeq and is a predicted model, not a curated record. Bases 152 to 1396 code for a protein of 414 amino acids. NCBI's taxonomy places the organism in Eukaryota, Metazoa, Arthropoda, Merostomata, Xiphosura, Limulidae. Gene Ontology annotation, molecular function: octopamine receptor activity. Gene Ontology annotation, cellular component: membrane. The transcript has 2 exons. Gene Ontology annotation, biological process: adenylate cyclase-activating adrenergic receptor signaling pathway.